AUGAAGGCAGAGAAAAGCGGAUAUAGAGUCUACGUGGGAAACAUCCCAGGGUCCACGACCAAGGAGGAAAUAAUAAAGGCCUUCCAAGAGUUCGGGAAAAUCACCGGAAUAGACAUAAAAUAUAACCGAAACGCCAACGGGACGAAUUACGCCUUCAUAGAAUACGAGAAUUAUGAAAGUGCAAAAAAAACAGUGCAGAAAAAAAAUGGGCAAAACUUCAUGGGGAACAUGCUAAAGGUUGAAUAUACCAAUGACAAAAAAAAUAAGGAGGGACAUAUAAUUCCUGUUGGAAAAGAAAAGUUAAAAGGAUUCAUGCGGAACCUUCGGUUGCCAAGGAAUAGGUCAAAUUAUCGUGUUGUAGUGAAAAAUUUUCCCAAGAGAAAAAUCCAACUGGAUUACGUAAAAAAGUUCCUAAUGAAGGCAGGGAAAGUUAUUCACACACAAUUGGAAGAUGAAAUUACCAUCGCAGAAUAUGACAGUAAGGAAGGUAUGUUACGGGCUGUUAAUACUUUAGACAGAACUUUGUAUAACAAUAGGAGCAAGGUAUACGUCAGGGUUAUUAAGGAUUUCCCUCAUGAUGAUUCCGAAGUGGAAGACUCCAUCAAACAACUGUGCGCUUAG
Molecule: messenger RNA, 621 nt
Organism: Plasmodium knowlesi strain H
Lineage: Eukaryota; Apicomplexa; Aconoidasida; Haemosporida; Plasmodiidae
Product: alternative splicing factor ASF-1, putative
Exons: 1
Coding region: 1-621 (206 amino acids)
Cellular component (GO): cytoplasm; nucleus; ribonucleoprotein complex
Molecular function (GO): mRNA binding
Source: RefSeq, a predicted model, not a curated record